CUCAUCCUGAAUAGUACGCCAUUUCCUCUUGGCUUCGAUAAAGGCAACGGUUUGAUGGAGUUAGUCAUCAAACGUAACAUGAUGUUACCCACCAAAAGGGUUUCGGGUACGAGUUGUGCACAACAAUAAACUUGGACGAAUCUCAAUACCAGUACCGGCAGCUCCACGACGUGUUCCUCAGGUCGAGGUCACAUUUGAUGUCGACGCCCAGGGCCGUGUGAAUGUGACAGUACGGGACCGAUCCACUGGUACAUCAAAAACUGCUAGCCUUGAAGCCUAUGAACGCUUGGGUCGCGACGAAAUCGAGAAAAUGAAGGCUGAGGCUGCGAUCUUUACGGCGAAUGAGAAUGCUGAAAAGAAGCGCAUUGGCGCAAGAAAUAAGCUAGAGGAAGCGGCGCUAGAGAUAAGACACCACGAGCUUCUUUCACAUCCAUCGGGUUCAGUGGUUACACAAAUGCGAAGAAUCGUUGAUGAGGUUCUAGAAUGGUUAGAAGAAACCGAACACGCCGACAUCUUUGAGUAUCAGAGCAAGCACUCCGAUUUUGAGCGGGUUGUCGCAAGUUUUAUUAAAAAAAUGGACAAUAAGAGAGGAACCUCAUGAUGAAUCGGCGGAUACAGAUACGACCAAAGUCGACAAGGUCCACGAGCUGCCCACGGAUGAGAUGACUGGCACUGUGUCAUUUGAUUUUCUUAGAGGCAACCCUAUGUCUUCCAGCUUCAAAAAUAUCUCAAGCAGCUACUGUAUCUGCAAGAAAC
Molecule: messenger RNA, 756 nt
Organism: Mytilinidion resinicola
Lineage: Eukaryota; Fungi; Ascomycota; Dothideomycetes; Mytilinidiales; Mytilinidiaceae
Exons: 2
Coding region: 311-601 (96 amino acids)
Source: RefSeq, a predicted model, not a curated record